Penicillium alfredii is the source of this 525-nucleotide messenger RNA. RefSeq lists its product as uncharacterized. Lineage: Eukaryota; Fungi; Ascomycota; Eurotiomycetes; Eurotiales; Aspergillaceae. The record is from RefSeq and is a predicted model, not a curated record. Bases 1 to 525 code for a protein of 174 amino acids. Gene Ontology annotation, cellular component: nucleolar ribonuclease P complex; ribonuclease MRP complex. The transcript has 2 exons. Gene Ontology annotation, molecular function: ribonuclease MRP activity. Gene Ontology annotation, biological process: tRNA processing; nuclear-transcribed mRNA catabolic process, RNase MRP-dependent; intronic box C/D snoRNA processing.
AUGACAAUUCCCAAGAAGAACACUGUGAAGGGAGCCAGUGCCUCUGCGUCAGCUGCUGGGAAGGGAAAAGCAACCAUGGCGAAGCCGGAUUUCCAUUUCAUCUCGCGCAAUCCGCCCUGGACCUAUCUCAAGCUCCGCCUGAUCCCCCAGCCAGGCAGCACGCCUCCCCCGCCCGUCGACGCCCUCUCUGCCCGCACAUACCUCACCUCAGCGCUUUUACAAUUCCUUGGGCUCACGGGCACCUCCAUCUCAGUCGACAUCCUGAAAAUCCAACAUGGAUCGCCAAUGCCUGCUGCAAAUAUCCAUUCCGUCGCGGCAGGCCAGCCUCUUGGCCCACGCAGAUGGGAUACCGUCUGGAUCCGUGUUCCCCGCGAAGACGCCGCGGCGGUCAUCGCUGCGCUCAGCUCUUGGAUUGGAAGCGGCGGCAAUGGGGCCUCGACUAGUAUUGCUUGGAUGGUCUGCGGCAAAGCGAACUUCCUGGGUGCGCUGGUGUCCAGUUCCGGAGCGGGCUUGUUUGCUCGAUAG